Lethenteron reissneri (Far Eastern brook lamprey) is the source of this 9213-nucleotide messenger RNA. RefSeq names its product semaphorin-3D-like. NCBI's taxonomy places the organism in Eukaryota, Metazoa, Chordata, Hyperoartia, Petromyzontiformes, Petromyzontidae. Gene Ontology annotation, molecular function: chemorepellent activity; semaphorin receptor binding. Gene Ontology annotation, cellular component: plasma membrane. Gene Ontology annotation, biological process: neural crest cell migration; negative chemotaxis; axon guidance. The record is from RefSeq and is a predicted model, not a curated record.
ACACCCUUUGCAAUCCACGCCGUCACUGACGUCCACGCGCUUUCUGGCUCCACUCUUUAAAAAGUCGCGAGCGCCGAACCGGCAAGCCGGCACAAGGGGUUGCGUGCGCGUGUGCGUGUGCGCGUGCGUGCGCGUGUGUGCGUGUGUGCGCGUGUGUGCGCGUGCGUGUGUGCGCGUGCGUGAGCGGCCAACGCAAGCGAGCAGCACCUCCACCCACCCGCGGAUCCAUCGAUAGCCGAGGCUGCGGUAGGAUGGCUCGAGCGUCAAUUCCACAGUGGUGAUGAGAGUUGUGUAGCGGUAGGGAAACGGGGGGUGGGGGAGGGAGGGAGGGUGCUGCGGGGUUGAGAGGGGGCUGGGGGAUAUACUAAUAAUAAGAAUACAGAAAUAAAACCCACAGAAGCAAAAGUACUCCGAUGGUGCCUUGAAGCAGUGGCGGCACGGCGUUCCUCUGAAGAGAAGGUGUGAGCAGUUGAGACACGUGCCGAAGAGGCUGAAGCCUCUCGCACAAUGGCCACGCCUCGCCGCAGCUGUGGGCCCAGGUCCUGCCCGACGCUUCACGCCUCGUUGCUGCUCCCCGUCCUCCUGCUGCUGCUGGGUGGAGGAAGCUCCCUCAAGCCGCCCAUCCCUCGAAUCAAACUCUCCUACAAAGAGCUGCAGGCGACCAACAGCUCGCUGGUGCUGGCCCUGGCGAUGGAAAGCUCCGAGUUCCGCGAGAUGGUUGUGGACGAGGACCGGGGGCGGCUGAUUGUGGGUGCGCGGGACCACCUCUACAUGCUCCAGCUGGACAACCUCAACCGCGCGCCUAAGAAGAUUUAUUGGCCACCUUCAAGAGACAAGUCUGAGAUGUGUCGCCACGCUGGCAAGAACCCCUUUACGGAGUGUGCAAACUUCGUACGCGUCCUGCAGCCGUACAACCGCACGCACCUGUACGUGUGCGGCACCGGGGCGUACAAUCCCAUCUGCGCCUACGUCAACCUCGGGCAGAAGGUGGAGGAUCCCGUGUUCCGACUGGAGCCGCACAGCCUGGAGCCUGGUCUGGGGAAGUGUCCCUUUGACCCCCUCCAGCCCUCAGCGUCCAUCAUGGCCGACGAGAAGCUCUUCUCUGCGGCCGCGUGGGACUUCAUGGGGAAGGACGUCGCCUUCGCCAGAUUUCUCAGCCAGUGGCCGGACCGCUCGGCCAUCCGCACGGAGCAGCACGAGAAACUUUGGCUCAACGAGCCCAAGUUCGUGGGAGCGUUCGCCAUCCCCGAGACGAGCAGCCCCGACGACGACAAGGUGUACUUCUUCUUCCGCGAGGUCGCCGUGGAGACGGGGGGCAAGGACAAGGCGAUCUACACGCGCGUGGCUCGCGUGUGCAAGAACGACGUGGGUGGGCAGCGAAGCCUCGUCAACAAGUGGACCACGUUCCUCAAGGCCCGGAUCGUGUGCUCCGUGCCGGGGCUGAACGGCAUAGACACGCACUUCGACGAGCUGCAAGACGUAUUCCUGCUUCAAACGAAGGAUGAGAAAUCCCCCAUUCUGUACGGAGUCUUUACCACGUCCAGCUCUGUUUUCCGCGGAUCAGCAGUGUGCGAAUACACCAUGCCUGACAUCCGCGCCGUAUUCAACGGGCCCUUCUCUCAUCGGGAGGGCGCAGACCACCAGUGGCUUAAAUACCAGGGCAAGAUUCCUUACCCGAGGCCCGGCAUGUGCCCGAGCCGCACGUACGAGCCGCAGCUGCGUUCGACGCGCGACUUCCCCGACGAGAUGCUGGCGUUCGCCCGCUCCCACCCGCUCCUGCACGACGCCGUGCGGCCCUCGCGUGGCCGCCCGGCCUUCACACUCGCCGGCGCCGCCCGCGUCACCGCCAUCGCCGUGGACCGCGUGGAGGCCGACGACGGCCCCUACAGCGUCUUCUUCCUCGGCACGGAUGCUGGCACGGUGCUGAAGGCGAUCAGCAUCAGUAAGAGCAGCUGGGAGGCGGAGGAGGUCAUCCUGGAAGAGCUGCGAGUCUUCAAGGAGCCAACUCCGAUCUUGUCUCUGAAAAUAUCGCCUAAGCGGCAGCAGCUGUACGUGGGUUCCCGCACCGGCGUGGCGCAGCUGUCCCUGCACCGCUGCUCCAGCUACGGGCGCGCUUGCUCCGAGUGCUGCCUGGCACGCGACCCCUACUGCGCGUGGGACGGCAGCGCCUGCACGCGAUACUUCCCCACCGCUAAGCGGCGGGCACGCAGGCAGGACGUGCGUCACGGUAACCCCGCCACACACUGCUGGGAUCUCAACGAGGGAGAACACGUGGAGGAAAAAGUGGUGUUUGGGGUAGAGAGCAACGCCACGUUCCUGGAGUGCCGGCCAAAAUCCCGGCAAGCGUCCACCACUUGGCUCGUCCAGCACCCGCGUGAAGAGGUGUGGGAAGAGGUUAAGUCCGACGACCGCGUCGCCAAGACGGAGCACGGCCUGCUCAUCCGCCGCCUGCACCGCCGCGACGCCGGCAAAUACUACUGCCGCGCUCGCGAGAAGUCCUUCUCGCAGACGGUGACGCGCGUCGCCCUGCGCGUCCUGCCCGGCGACCUCUCGGACUCCCCCGACGAGCUCGGGGGUCGGGUCAAAGGUCGGCGCGACGGCCCGCCGCCGCCGCCGCAGCGCAAGCCGCCAUUGCGCGCGCGGUACAAGGACGUGAUGAGGCUCCUGGGGGCGCCGUCCUCGCUGGGCCCCGACGGCUACUGCGAGCAGCUGUGGCGCAAGCGGUCUGUCAAGGGGAGGCCCGUCGGGGCGGCGGUGGGGGGCGGCGGAGGAGGAGGGCCGACGGGGGUGACCGGCGACGUCUUCGAUGGAGACAGCGCCGGCAAGACGAAGCAGAGAGAGAUCAAGAGCAGGAAUCGCCGCGACAGGCACAGGUCUGCCGCGGUGACCGGGGCUACCGGACAGCGUUAGGUGUGGCGGCGGUGGUGGUGGAGGCCUGGGUCGGUUAGCGCUCCAAAAUAAAUUAUUUGAAGAGAAAAUACGUCACUGAUGAAUGCGGCUGAAUUCCUUUGAUGCUGAAAAUAAGGGGGGGGGGGACGUAAGAUUAAAUUUGCAGAUGUUCUUGCGGGGAGGGGGGGGCUUAUAGGCUUUUACUGGCUCUAUUGUAUAACAUUUAAUGUGAUGAUAUUCGUAAUUAGUCUGUUUUUAUGAAGUAGUGUUUUCUCCCUCGUAGACAGGUAAACAAAAUACUAUUGAUAAAUAUCUCGAUACAGCAUGCCUUAGUAAAUUUAAUUGGAGAAUAAAUAACAUAAGAGAUCAAUUAAAAUGGACACUUUUGGGCAAUAUAUUUGAAAAGGAAUGUUUUUUUCUUAUCAAACCCAUCUUUCACGUGUCAGCUCUCAAUAUGUGCUUUCGAAACUAAAUGUAAGCAACAGGAUAUUUGUUGCUGAGUCUGAUAGAAAAUUCAGACGAGGUCGGAAAUGGCCCUCCUCAAUUUAUAACGCUCGUGAAUUGCACGUUUUAUUUUUGUGUCUGAACAAAACAUAUUUUUAAGCAUGACAACAUAUUUUUUUACGUGUGUUCUAUGCACAAUAGUUAAAGUGUAAUUCCGUCAUUGACCACGGCACACAAUAUAUAUAUAUGCUCUAUACGCUAUCCUUUUAAAGGAGACUCACGAAAGUGAGCAACAGUGAUACACUAGUAAUGAUUAACUAUUCGUUUUAAGUUAAUAACCGAAUAAUAUUCAUGUUCAAAUGGCAAAUACGCACAAGAAUCAGAUUUAGCCAAAGACAUUCCAUGUGCCUCAACCUUGCAUUAAGUUUCUAUCAACUGGAAUAUGAAGGGAUUACGAUAAGUGAGCGGGUAUGUUUUGUUUGUUUGUAAUCUACUUUGCGUAUAAUUGGACGCCUUUGCAAAAGGUGACUGGUGAAACGUAGACUUCUGAUUAUACAGAUGUCAUGCCUGCACGUCCACUUGCCUGUACUACAACUUGGUGUGUUACACUGCACGCACGCGAAAGGCGAAUACAUAAAAAAAUAGUAUUAUAUGUAUACACAGCCUCACGAGUUAGACAUUUACCUUCUAUUAACUCUUCAUUUCAUCGUGACCUAUGGUAGCAGUCAAAAAGUUAUUGUUUCACCUUUAACUUGCUGUAAUAAAUCUGCACUCCUGAGUAGAUAUUCUUCAGAGCUCCAAUCCACGACCCUAUUACCCGUGACUCCGGUUAUCCGCCGAAGCUAUAAAGUCCGAGAAACCUCCUAAAUACCAGCAAUCCCAUUCUUCCUGUUAUCCGCAAUUUGUAAGAAAAAAUCGCCCCCACGUAUAACGGGAGAAAAAUCGUGGGUGAUAAUGUGGAUAAUCGGAUAUAUUGGUUCCAUACAUCACCAUGGAAUAGAUGAGCAUUGUAAUAUUGGGUUCGCAGGAAUCCAUUAAUCAUAAAUAAUGACACAUGUAGGAUGGACAACAAUAGGAACAUUUAAAGUGUUCUUGUUGUCGUUCAGAAAAAUGUAAGGAACCGGAAAGAGAGGAAGGCCUCACAGAGAAUGGCUUGACGAUGACGACAUGAGCGGUUGGUGCCAGAAGGACGUGGCCACUACUUGAACAUAUUGGCACAAGGCAGAGAAGAAAGUGUAAACAAAUGACGAGACGUGCAGUCGACACCUACGGGCUAUCUUCUCAUGGUUCAUGGUGAUAAAUAAUCACUCUCCAAGCUAAAACCCUGUUUGGUUUGCCCGAUCGGAUGAGAUCGGGCACUUGGAGACGAUUUGGUGACGGGAUAAGUCGGUGAGGUAAGCUGUGCCAGUCGCAUCACCUCGAGCAGUGUAGUAAGCGGCGGCGUCGUCAGCGGCGUGGCAUCCUCGUGGCUGAAUGGCAGUCGAGUGUUGCCGGCGGCAGCGUGAGCUUGGCCCCCGACAGAGCCAGCACGAGGUGAUGGUUGUUCAGGGCCGCGUCCGCCGGCUCACUCCAAUGAGCCGUGGGCUCGCGCUUAGCUCCGCCGGCAGCCUCGAGCUCGCGGUGGAAAUUCCACGUUCCCAUGGCUGGGGCCAUUUUCUCCAUGGGGGCGACUGUUGUUGACCCACCACAAAGUGACGCAAGGGUGGGGGGAGAGGGCGAGGAAGCUGUUGGUCAAAAUAAAAUCCCAGAGAGCAACUAAUGAGUCUCUGCAGCCAACGUCUUAGGCUUGAAAUCCUGCAGCCAAUUGUGAGUGCUUAAGCGAUGUCGUCCUCCCUCGUGAGCGGCCUCGCGUUACGCGCGCGACGGGCGACGCGAUAAGUUGCGUGGACUCGCAAGGUCCACUCGCGAAGCCCCGAGGCGCAUUGCCGGAGCGGCUCACACACAACCCGUUGAGAGUCGGUGCACAUGGGUUGGGGGUGAAGGGGUGUCUUGUAAGGGGUGUUGUGGGUCAUUUGCGGUGCAGAUAAAGCGCCACGUGAUUGAACUGCAAAAGCCAUGGCAAUAUUAAUCGAGCGUGCGGCUCCAUGAGCCCCCUCGUUUUCUCCGACGUUUUACUGCCUGCUCGCGAUGGACUCGGUGCCCAUGAGCAGUGAUGCCCAACCACCAAAACAUUCUCCGAAAAAAAGUUUCCCCCGUCAGUAUUUUGGAUUUGGUUCACAAUCGCAACAAUGUUUCGUUGUAUAUGUAGCGCCGUCAUUCGCGCACAUCGCAUCUGGCGAUCGCUGAGGAAGCAUCGACAAGCUGCAAGGCAGUCGUCAGAUAGUGAGCCAGUGCCAACAACAAUUGCCCAAGGUCUGCAGUCUUAUACUGGUAGGAACCUCCUGGUUACACCAGCCCACAGGGGAUUAUUGUGUCCGUCCGUCGUGCAUGGGGAGGGGCUGGGUGGGGAGGGGCUGGUCACCCCGUGGUGCCCUUAUAAAACUCAACGUUUAACCUACUCACGCCGGCUUGUGCCCGCCCUCACAGUCGGGCAUAUUUACGGAAUACACCACGCCGCCGUUGACCCUGGCCAUUGACCGAGCAACCCAACGUUCCUACCAGCUCGCUCCGCAGGAAUGUGUUAAGAUGUGCGUUCGGCCAAUGAAUGCGUGUGGGAAAGAAGCCGGAGCGCCUGAAAAAACCCCCCACUCCUCAGAGUGAAUUGAGAACACUAUUCCACGCAGAUGAUUUUCGUCUGCACUUUGCUGUACCUCCUGCCCCUGGAGAGCCAGGCUAUGGCACCUCGAUGCUCUCAGGAAGGGAUUUUCGCAAUAUUUGUGCGAUUCACCAAGCCUAUUGAAUUAUUGAAUUUACGUUUCAUAUUUUACCCGUACUUUUAGGGGGUAGUUUUUGUUUUACUUUAUUAAAACAGAAUUCCGGGGGAAACGCACGGUAUAAUAUUACUAUGUUAUUUGAAGCUCACAGAAAAAAAUCAAUUGUAAGUGUGCAUUUAUGGAUAAGAACGAUUCGUUUUGAUAGAGCUGAUGAGUCUCAGAGAGAGAGAGAGCGGGAGUGGUUUACUUUCAACAAGCGACUCACGUCGCAUUUCAAAACAUCCAAACGGGCAUCCCCAGUGGCAUCUGUCCCUGUGGUGACACAAAGUGGCUAAGCACCCCAGGCCUGCAGCGCGAGCAUUAGUCUGCUAGUAACUUAAAAGUAAUGAUAGCUAUCGAGUCUAGAGACAUUGCUUUCCGGCUAAAAUAAUAGAAACAGCCGGAUGUAAUUAAGAGCAAUUAUAAUAUUAUUAGAAUAUGAAAGUCAUAAAGACUAAACAAAAAAUCACUUUGAAAGAUAAGCAUUCAUGUUUUGUAGAAGAAUGUCUGGCGUAGUUGUUAGGGUUCGUCUAGUUUAUUGUGAAAUAAUUACAGAUAAUUGCACGUACAAGCAUAUUUACUAAUUUCUGCGAACUUUGAAACUGAAAAAAAGUAAAAUUGUACGCAUUUUGCAUUUUUUUCUCAUUUGUAUAUGCUUAAAACUUUAUUUAAAUGCUACCAGUAGAUUAGACAUUUCUUAAAUGGGAGUUGUUGCUAUUAAUUUUUAUUAUUAUUUAAAAUUGGUACUGUUGCUGAUCUAUUUUAAACCCGUUUUACAUGAUUAUUAUUAUUUUACUGAUUAAUCGUUCGGCUCUCAAUCAAACGCAAGACAUCGAAGCGUCACGCUGGAAAGUGUCACAAAUGGUACGAAACAUGAUGACUUAUUGUCUGCAUUGAACGCACCGUGGCUUAAUCUGAUCACAAGAUAACUUAUAUAAAAGGUCAAGGCGCAGCCCUGCAACUGCUCGCUCACGCUCCUGCUGGCGGAACGGCCUUCGUGAAAGGGAGCUCUAGACAGUCCCCUCUAAGAGAGGUCACGUGGCCCACACUUGCACGCUGGCCAGACGUCUUGGAGUUGGAAUUACCCACGCUUUACCCCGCCGCAAACGACUUGCCGAUCAUCAUACUAUGAUGCAUCCAAUGUAUACGGCUGGGUGGACUGGAUAGACGUGGGGGGGAGGAUUUAAGAAACUUGCCGUGCCAGGAUAUGGAACUUGUGCUGCCUGGAUUUCAAGUCCAGUGUACUGGCCAUUUUCCUCAUUAAUACAAUUUUGCGGGCAUUUAUCAAUGCAUGGCUUAGGCCUCUGGAUACAUUUCUGUCGGGGGGGGGGGGGGUUGUUUGACCAUACUUCACCACGCUGGUCAACUUCACGUUACUCAUGGCCAGGAGGAACCCAACUCAGGUCAUGAGGUUCAUAACACAGCGCACGAUUCUGCUGCACCACCACUCCACCCCCAGGUUUUGACUUUUAAUCCCCCUCUCACACACACACAGCCGGUUAAUGCCGCUGUAGACUUUGGCAGAGGGGUUCCGUCGAUACUGCUCCUUGAGCUUGGCUUGAGAACAAAACCUUGCCCAGUUGGGGGGGGGGGGGGGUCCGACUCGGGAGUACAAGAUGUGGUGUUGAUUCUAAAGGCAGCCACGCAUGAGGAGGAGACCUGGAUUAAACCCGGGGCCGGUCUGGAACGUGUGAAUGAAUGAAUAGCCCUCGUUGUGUAACGUCUUUAUUGUAUCGCCGGGUGUCUGUUCAACGUUCGUGAAUGAAUUCUUGGUUCCCCUGCAGGAUUUUGACUCUAAUUCGAAAUUUGAAGAAAUCCAUCCGCGCGCUUUAUUAUUAGAUUAUCUCGUGACAGGCGUCCCCGCUUGUAACGCUUCACAGAGGCCCGUCCUUGUGCAAAAGAUUUCCACAGGACGAAGAAGUUACCCAGUUAACGGGCAAGGUCCAUCAACCCCCCCACCGCAGCUGAACAAGACCGAAUAAUUGACAGCGCUUUGUCAAUCCGCUGCUGGCUGAAGGCCUGCCCCGUGCCGCUGUGGGUCGUGGAAGGUUGUUUGACCACACUUCAUCAGGCUGCUGAAUGUGUCAUCAUCGCUUGUGACUCGUCACUCGGCGUGGCUGGGAGUCAAACUCGGGCUCCCGGUGUCCGUGGCCGUGCGUCACUCGCAGUGGAUACAGCAUCUAAACGAAACGCAACGCAUUCGUCGAUAACAUUGUGGCGUUAAAAGGUGAAUACAUCUAUAUGUAUAACGGUGUUACAUUCUCAUAGGGCCAUUGACUUUCUCGAGCAUGUUGAUGCAAGUGGAUGCCGCCACGGUGGUAGUGUCAUGGUUAAGCGUGCCGCGCUACGAACCCGGCCACCCGAGUUCGACUCCCGCUCACGGCCAGCACCAGUGACGAACACCUGAAUUGGUCCUGGGCUUCCCCUAGGUCGACUCGGCCUCAAAUAAGUACCUGGUGCGGUGUGUAAACAUCACCACUGCGGGGAGACAAAGGCGGCCGGGCGUGGUGCUGCCCGCCGACCACCUCGUGCGCCACCGUGCCGGCCUUCAUAGGUGCUGCUCGCUGACAGCACUUGCCCCAACAGUCUGUUAAGGCUACACGGGGGAAUGGGGGGGGGUCUUUGUCUUUGGUGUUAUUGCCGUUCUAGCCGAAGGGUCAUUGCCAUCAUCGUCUAAGGCAGCGUUAUUUACGAAUGUGUUGGGUUUAUUUGUAUAACUUGUGCACCCCUGCCAACGGAGUAUCACCAAACAACUCAUCGCGUGUCUCACAUAUGGUUUAAAAAAUAAAGACACGACUUCUCAUGUUGGAUUAGCGCUUGUACGGGAUAAUCUCUGUCGCUUUGCGUAAGGCAAAGGGGGUGCUGCUGCUGUACAACAGAGGCUGUGGCUUGCGGCGGAUUGAAUGAUGCGGGGGUUUUCCCACUGCAGGAUACGCUUUGCAGCAGAUGUGCCCAAUUAUUUAUUAUCUCUCCCCUUCACUCUUCAACUGUGUGUAAAUAUAUGGGGCUCGUGGAAAAUAAAGUUCGC